AUGGCCAAGUGUGGGGAAUUCGAAGCCAAAAAAGCCACCGGCUCUGUCCGGGAAAUUGCGAGGGUCAAAGAACCCAAAGAACCCAAGGAACCCCGGGUCGUGGACAGCUUGGACACUUACUUACUUCUGGGAAGCUGGAAACAAUGUUGGUUUCAAUGGCUCCGGGGAGGAAGACUUGUACGCGGUACAAACUCAGGGUCUUGCGGGGCAGAGAAGCACGGGAUUGUGGCUUGGCUGCCUGGAACACCCAACUUUUACACCAUCCACAGCAUCCCACAACUGAUAUACCCCCUACUUCCAACCUCGUUGUUAUAUUCUACCAAGUGGUUAUUGAAGCUCGUCUUCAUGUCUCCAUACCUCGCCGUCGCCAUUUUCCAUCCUCGCUAUGGCAACUUCCAACACUGGGCCCUGCACCUGCACACCGACACCGAGGAUCACCUGUUCGAGGUGGACGGGGAACAUCCAGGUUUCACCGAAGUUUCCUCCCACGUCCACCCCCGGGAUAUCCCCAUGUAUAUCCAGUCAAAUAGGGCCUCAGCCGUUGGUAACGUGGACGUCCCCACCAUCCAGGCCGUUGUGGACGCCACCCCAGUGGACAACGAGACCCUGGAGUGGGACUGCCAGGACUACGUGCUUGAGAUACUUGAGGGAUGUGAGCGCGAGGCGGUCAUCGACGAUGACGAUGCUGAUUAUGUCGAGGCCAUGGAGAUUCUGCGCAACAAGCGCGGUCCAAUUCUCUGA
Messenger RNA from Aspergillus homomorphus CBS 101889, 741 nucleotides. RefSeq lists its product as uncharacterized. The coding region runs from base 1 to 741 and encodes 246 amino acids. The record is from RefSeq and is a predicted model, not a curated record. The transcript has 2 exons. Lineage: Eukaryota; Fungi; Ascomycota; Eurotiomycetes; Eurotiales; Aspergillaceae.